Engraulis encrasicolus (European anchovy) is the source of this 1307-nucleotide messenger RNA. RefSeq names its product transcription factor Adf-1-like. Gene Ontology annotation, molecular function: DNA binding. The record is from RefSeq and is a predicted model, not a curated record. The transcript is spliced from 2 exons. The coding region runs from base 128 to 679 and encodes 183 amino acids. Gene Ontology annotation, biological process: regulation of transcription by RNA polymerase II. Lineage: Eukaryota; Metazoa; Chordata; Actinopteri; Clupeiformes; Engraulidae. Gene Ontology annotation, cellular component: nucleus; transcription regulator complex.
ACUAACCUUGACAUGCGCUACGAACAGAAGAAAAGUAGCUUCCGUUAGCAUCCGAGUGCGCAAACUAGCUAGCGCUGUUUGUUUUUUUCUCACUUGACAACCCAAAUUAAAUGCUAAAGCUUUCGCCAUGAAUAUGGAAGAAAGACUAAUUUACGCGGUGUCUCUGUAUCCAGAGCUGUACAAUUCAUCGCUAAGUUCUUACAAAGAUUAUAGUAAGAAAGCUGACGCUUGGAGGUCUGUAAGUCUACAAUCGGAGGCUCCAGAGGAAGACUGCCGGAGGAAAUGGAAAAGCCUCAGGGAUCAGUUUAUUAAAGAGCAAAGACGCACUGCUAUGGGCAACGGUCGAAAAUGGAAGUUCACCGAGCAGAUGGCUUUCCUCACCCCAUUCAUACAGUGCCGUACGUCCAUGGGUAACUACGUCGUGGAGGGCGAAGACGAUACAGACAAAGAGAUGAACAACAACUCCGGGCAUGGGAGCCGCAAGAUGCGCGAUGGAGCAACGCCCCCACAUUUCCCCGUCUGGCCCGGCCACAAGAGAUGGGAACUCAACGGAGAAGGCAACGAAGAUGAGAUGUUUCUCCUGAGCCUUCUUCCUCACCUGAAGAAGCUGUCCUAUGAGAAAAAAUGCGCCGUCAAAUUGAAGUUCCACCAGCUUCUCUAUGAAGCAGAGUUCCAGUAGCAAGAGAAUCCAGCGGUAUCUUUUGUAUCAGAAGUUUUAAAAGGUUUUUCUUUUCUCUAUUUCUUUCUUUUUUUAAUAUACUUGUAAAAGACUGCUGGGCUAUCUGUUCCAAUAUAUGGUGAAUGAAAAUGCUUGGGACAUUUCAAAGAAUGGAAAGGAUAUGGCAGCGUCCCACACCCAUCAUGAAAAUGCUGUGCCCUAGUCUUAGCGUCUACGUCUUCAGUUGGUGGUGACCCAUUAUAUUUCUUUCUUUAUGUUAUAUAAAAAAGUGUUACUCCCAGCUGUUACUGUGUUUGAAACCCAUAUGAUAAAAAGCAUGUUUUCCUUCCUUUAUUUUGUAGCGCAAACCUAUGUACUGAGGUUGUACAGAUUUUCCCCCCUUUUAAUGGCGCUGUACCCACUAGUAGUUCUGUCAGCAUUUACAAUUUGCUAUCUGAAACUAUUUCUGAUAUUAAGAAUUUUUUUCCCCUCUGGAUAAUAUUAAUCUUUCAAAUGGUGCACAAAUCAUGCUAUAUUUUCCCCUUUUACACCUGUUUAAGUAGGGUUUAAAAAAGAAAAGAAAAAAAAACUGCUGCAACUUAUUUUCCUUGCCAAUCCACAUGAAUUAAACCCUGUUUGAGUCUGUUUA